UCUAAUAAUUCGCCAUAUUAGGCAUCUAAAACUUCGUUACAAAUUGCGAUCAGAUUGGGAAAGAGAUUUGAUUGCGACUAUAUAAUCAUCGAGUCAGAUUGCCAAACUGCAGUAAACAGGAUUUCAAAGGGAGUCACGCACCUUACCGAACUGGACCGUAUUGUGUAAUGCAAUGGCACAGGGAUCUCAAUUUCAAUUCGUGGUCUUCAAUGGCAGCAUGUGAGCGUGAAGGCAAUGAAGUAGCUCAUAAUUUAGCUUGUUUUCUUCCUUUUGGUGUAGAGCAAAUUUGAGAAAGUUGUGUCCCAACUAAUGUCGUUCCGUAUGUACUCAUGGAUGCUCUUGCUAUUUAAUCUUGCUCCCUUUCAAAAAAAAAAAAAAAACUUCGUUACAAAUGGUAUGACAAGUAUGACAAGGAGUACCAAUUAUAACAAUACAUAUACUUUGAUCAUUAAUAUAUUUGAUUUUAGAUGAGUAAAAAUCAUAAAAGUUUAUAUCUUAAAGAUACAUAUCAAGAUUUUUCUAUAACGCAAUCAUCUAACAAUACGGCCAGUCAAACUUUGGAAAUAUUUUAAUCUACUCGUCAUAGUCGUCAGUCAAUACAAACCUUAACAACAGCACCAAGACACUAGAAGUCUAGAACAUCCAUUAGUUUAAAGCACUCAUAAGUUCACGUGUUUCACUCAAAGACCUAAAACCAAAAAGCUCUCAAUUUCUGAGGAAAAAAAACACACACACACACACCCAACUUAAUUGAAAGCCCUUUUAUUAUCUCUAAAUUGCCAAAUGUAAUAAUACAUGAUAUAAUCAAUUGAGCAAAGAAUGAUACCUACUUUUGCAUUAAUUCUAUACAUUCUUCUUUUCAGUUCUAAAAUCUGCUCUGCAAUUGACAGUAUUACACCAACCCAAUUCCUAAAAGACUCAGAAUCAAUACUUUCUAAAAAUAGCAUUUUCAAGCUAGGAUUUUUCAGCCCUCAAAACUCUUCCAAUCGUUAUGUUGGAAUCUGGUAUAAUCACCCUUCUAAAUUGGAAGUUGUAUGGGUAGCUAACAGGAACAGUCCCCUCACUGAUACUUCUGGUGUACUUAAGAUAUCACUCGACGGAAAUCUGCAAGUCUCUAAUGCAAGGAAUCAGACUGUUUGGUCAUCCAAUGUCACUUAUCCUACAGCCGGUUUCGUAGCAGCUCAACUUCAAGAUUCCGGGAACCUUGUUAUCCAAGGAUUCCCGAACAACACGAGUCGUGGGAAUGAGACGAUCAUGUGGCAGAGUUUUCAGCAUCCUGCAGACUCAGUCUUACCAAAUAUGAGGUUCAUUCUUAACAAUAAUUCUGAAUUCAGGAAAGUCCUGCAGGCUUGGAAAAGUCCUUCAGAUCCAUCAGUUGGAAGGUACUCAGUUGGUACUAACUCUUUAGGUGUUUUUCAGAUUAUCAUCUGGGAUGGGGAUCGCCCUUAUUGGCGAAGUGGACCUUGGAAUGGAAACAUUUUCAUGGGAACAAGAUAUCAUAAUACUGGUUAUGGUAAUAUACUCAUUAACACCGGGUCAUUCGCACAGGAGGAAGUAGGAGGGAUGCUUUCUCUGGUUUUUACAGGUGCGAAUGAGACUUUGUUACCUCGUUAUGUAAUAACCGAUCAAGGGAUAUUAGCUGAAAGGUGGUGGGAUGAUAGCAAGAAAAACUGGGGAAUUGCGUGGCAUGCCCCGGAAAAUGUAUGUGAUACUUAUGGUAUGUGUGGAGAAUUUGGAAACUGCAAUCCGCAGACUAAACCUAUCUGCAGCUGCUUGAAAGGGUUUGUGCCAAAAAGCGCAGAAGAAUGGAGGAGAGGAAAUUGGACAAGUGGGUGUGUAAGAAGAAAGAAGUUGCAAUGUGGGAUUCAAGGGGGAAAAGAAGAUGGGUUUCAGAGGUUAAAGAUGAUGAAAGUGCCAGAUAAUGCUGAAUGGAUUGUAGGUCUGAAUCCAGAUCAGUGCAGAACCACCUGCCUGGCAAACUGCUCUUGUUUGGCUUAUACACAUGAUACUGGUACUGGAUGUAUGAGAUGGAGCGAGAACUUGAUUGACAUAGAGGACCUUUCGCCUGGAGGGGUGGACCUAUUCAUUCGGCUUGAACAAUCAGAGCUAAGUACUAGUAAGAGAAGGAUAGCAAUCAUAGCUGUGUGUGUGACUUUAGGAACAGCAGUGAUUGCCACUAUCAUAUACUUCCUGUUCAAAUGGAGAGCUCGGGAAAAGGAUAAACACACAUCGGAUAGAUAUAGCAAAUCCAAAUCAAUACCAGAGAAGAAAGCUGGGAAGAAAGCAGCAACAGAUUCAUAUUUAUUCAGAGACAAAACCCAAGUUAUGAUUGAAGACUUACAAGUGUCAAAACUUGAAGAUCUGAUCAUAGCAACAGACAGCUUCAGUGAGAGCAACUUGCUCGGUAAGGGUGGUUUUGGCCAAGUAUACAAGGGUAAACUUGAAAAUGGUCAAGAAAUAGCAGUAAAAAGGCUUUCAAGAGCAUCAGGGCAAGGUGUAGAAGAAUUCAUGAACGAAGUUGAAUUGAUUUCAAAACUUCAGCACCGGAAUCUAGUCAAACUGCUGGGAUGUUGUGUUGAAGGGGAAGAGAAAAUGCUGAUAUAUGAGUACAUGCCAAAUAAAAGCUUGGAUGCUUUUCUUUUUGAUCCACAGAAGCAGGAGCUUUCGCAGUGGCAGAAACGCUUCAACAUUAUACAAGGGAUUUGUCGCGGACUACUUUACCUUCACAGAGAUUCCAGAUUAAAAAUUAUUCAUAGAGAUCUAAAACCAAGUAACAUUUUACUUGAUCAAGAACUGAACCCAAAAAUUUCAGACUUUGGCAUGGCUAGGAUUUUUGGUGGUAACCAGGAUCAAGCUAGUACUCAGAGGGUAGUCGGAACAUACGGAUACAUGUCUCCAGAGUAUGCAAUGGAAGGACACUUUUCCGAAAAAUCUGAUGUAUUCAGCUUUGGGGUGUUAUUACUGGAGAUAGUAAGUGGAAAAAAGAACAGCAGUUUUUGGUAUCAAGAAGAUUUUUUAAGUCUCUUGGGAUAUACUUGGAAAUUGUGGAAUGAGAACACUAUCGAAACACUGAUAGAUCCAUCGAUUUCAAGUCCAGACUUCCAAGAGGAGAUUCUAAGGUGCAUACAUGUAGGGCUAUUGUGUGUGCAAGAGAUUGCUAGAGAUAGACCAAACACUUCAGUGGUUAUGUCCAUGCUUGUCAGAGACAUUAUGGAUCUUCCCAGUCCAAAAGCACCCGGAUAUACACAACGCCAGAUAUCAGCUGAUACCGGUUCAUCUCAAAUCACAGACGAAACUUCUUCUACGAAUCAUGUUACAAUUACAACUUUGACUGCCCGAUAGCACAAUUAUGUAUGAAGAAUGUAAUGAACCCUCCACAUUCUUAUUUUAGGAUGAGCAAUUGAAAAUAUGAAUCAAUUACUAUGAUUUCAAUAGGUCAGCAAAAUGAUGACCGAUACAUCUCUUAAACUUAAGAGUCAUAUACUCAUGUUUGUAACUCUAUCAGUCACUUUGAUCAAAAAGGAGAAAGUAGCUUGUAAAAAUUUUUAAAAUAGUACUAUAAACUCAGGAAAACAGCACUAUUAAAAAUA
This is a messenger RNA of Chenopodium quinoa (quinoa), 3590 nucleotides long. Its product is annotated as G-type lectin S-receptor-like serine/threonine-protein kinase At1g11330. Gene Ontology annotation, molecular function: protein serine/threonine kinase activity; ATP binding. The record is from RefSeq and is a predicted model, not a curated record. The transcript is spliced from 6 exons. The coding region runs from base 820 to 3342 and encodes 840 amino acids. Lineage: Eukaryota; Viridiplantae; Streptophyta; Magnoliopsida; Caryophyllales; Amaranthaceae. Gene Ontology annotation, biological process: protein phosphorylation; recognition of pollen.